AUGGCACAAUCGUAAGACAUGCUUCUGCACCUGCACCUGCGCCUGCGCCUGCACCUGCACCUGCUCCUGCUCCUGCUCCUGCUCAGGCGCAGAAUCGCUGUUCUGGACACCCCCCUCAUACUGACUGCGCACAGCGUCGGCUCCUUCUUCCAGUCGUUCUGGCACACAAUGACGUCCAACGACCGCCAUGCCUCGCACGACUCCCCCUACCGCACCGGGCGCCACAUUCCCAUCCCGCAGAGCCGUCACAGCGCCCUCACCUCCAUUGCCACGAGCGGCGUCGACUCGCGCGUCGACCUCUCCUCCUCGUACGCACACGACGACAUUGCGACCAGCAACGGCUUCAUUGGCUCGCCCAAGGGCCCCAUGUCGCCGAGCUCCCCCUACUCGCCUGGAAUGCGCGGUUCACUGAGCCGCCAGGCCACGGCCGACGCAGACACGUUCGACAAGGGCCCCAACGGCGAGAUCCAGAUGCAGAACUUCAACGAGGGCCUACCUCCCCCGCCGCCCGUCUCGCACUCGUGGAAGCGCAUUGACCGCUGGGUGGAGGACCACUACGAGGAGCUCUUCGACAACAUCUGCGAGGGCGCCACCGCAAACGACGUCAACGAGCUGGAGCACGACCUCGACGCAACCCUUCCGAUGGACAUCCGCGAGUCGUUGCAGGUCCACGACGGUCAGGAGCGUGGUGGCCUGCCCACUGGUGUGCUGUUUGGCCUGAUGUUGCUCGACUGCGAGGAGAUUGUCAUGGAGUGGAAGAACUGGCGCAAGGUCGCUGAAGAGUACCUCACCUCCAAGCCUGAUUACCGAUCGCCCCAAAUCCCUGUCAAGGCCUUUGCUGGCUCUUCUACAGCCGCCCCCAUCGCCCAGCCCCAGACGACCGGCAACCCGCUUUGGCGACAAGACUUGCAGGCUCGCCAGGACUCGCAGCCACCAAACGCUAUCCAGAAGGCUUACGCACACCCUGCCUGGAUUCCCCUUGCUCGCGACUGGGGAGGCAACUACCUCGCUACCGAUCUUGCUCCUGGUCCCACGGGAACAUGGGGUCAGAUCAUCAUCUUUGGGCGAGACUACGACUGCAAGUUUGUCGUUGCGCGCUCAUGGGCUGCCCUCGUUGCCAUGAUUGCCGACGACAUGGCCUCGAACGACGUCCACAUCGACGAGGAAAGCGGCGAGCUCAAGCUCCUUACUUUCAAGAAGCAGAACGUCGAGCCACCAUACCUCGAGAUCCUGCGUUGGCGGUGCGACCAGAAGUAUGGCCGAAGGCCAGUGAACAAGCGACGACCAAACAGCGGCCUGCGCAUCAACCCCAACGCUCCAGGAAGUGUCGUGCCCAGCUCCACCGCCAGCAGUCCCUACCACAGCCCUGUCAUCGGCCCUCAAGAUCGUGGUCGCAGCCCUCACCGUUUGUCGACAAAGCAGAAGGGUGUCAGCCCGCGAGGCAAGCUAUCGAGCCCCCUCGCCAGAGUCGCCGAAGAGAAUGCACAGCCCAUUCGCGUGCACACCGACCUCGAUGCGAAGACUGCUACCUCCGCGGACAAGCUCAUCUCAGUCGACACCCCGAGGCCGAGCGAUGACUUUCCUGUACGCGCCAGCCUGAGCAGUGACAAGGAGAACAAGAAGGAGGGCUCAGAAGAAAAGACAAAGCCCGCUUCGUUGAAGAGCCCCAUCGCGGAGACUGCAGACUUGAAGACGGUCGAGAUAUAG
Molecule: messenger RNA, 1707 nt
Organism: Ascochyta rabiei
Lineage: Eukaryota; Fungi; Ascomycota; Dothideomycetes; Pleosporales; Didymellaceae
Product: Cell wall assembly regulator
Exons: 1
Coding region: 19-1707 (562 amino acids)
Biological process (GO): cell wall biogenesis; regulation of fungal-type cell wall biogenesis
Cellular component (GO): mating projection tip
Source: RefSeq, a predicted model, not a curated record